Messenger RNA from Drosophila eugracilis, 1208 nucleotides. RefSeq names its product 27 kDa hemolymph protein. NCBI's taxonomy places the organism in Eukaryota, Metazoa, Arthropoda, Insecta, Diptera, Drosophilidae. The coding region runs from base 105 to 1043 and encodes 312 amino acids. The record is from RefSeq and is a predicted model, not a curated record. The transcript is spliced from 2 exons.
GGAAAUCGCUUUCAUUCAGUCACAGGCACCACUCAACCACAGUCGAAUCUACAGACGGAUCGGACUGCACCGCGACCACCUCGACUUCCCCAUCCAACGCCACCAUGAACAAGUACGGUAUGUUGGCCAUCUGCCUUCUGGCCGCUCUAGGCGCCCUGCUCCUAGAGGUUAGGGCCACUCCGGCGGCCACCGCUUCCUCCACUCAAAAGCUGGAUCCCAGCCAGCUGGGCGGACUGUCGGCCCAGUUUUUACCGCCCGAGUACCGCAACACGAGCCUGGAGGACAUUAAGCGGAUGUAUCGUGAAAAGUGCAAAAAGGUGAAUGGAGCGGACAACGCGACCUUUUAUGACGAGAUCGAGCGGGCGGCGAUCAAGAUGAAAACCUGCAUCAGUGGUGUGGCCAAUCUGACCGCUCUACAGGAGGAAAUGGAGGUGGCGAGACCGAAUGGCGACUUGGACACAGUGUUCCAUAAGUACUGCCUAAAGGCCCCGCAGGUGGAGCAGUGUGUCAAGGACUUCAACGAAAAGGCCCAGCAUUGUUUAACCGCUGAGGAGAAGCGUCACCAGGAGACGGUGCAACGAAUUGGAGCGGCUCUUCUGGGUUUCGCCUGCUCGCGUGGAGGCGAUCAGAUUGCGCUUUUCAUCGCAGAACAGGGACCAGAAUGCCUCGAGGCCAACAAGGAGGCCAUAAACAACUGCCUGAACCAAUCCUUCCAUCAGUAUAUCCCCAAGGAUGGCCAAGUUCCGGAUCUGAUGAGCAACCCUGAGAUCCUGUUCUCGCCCACCCACUGCGUGGAUUUGCAGCGCUUCGAGUCCUGUGUCAUCCACCAUUUGGAACAGUGUACCGAGAUCACACCCGCCAACAUUGUUCAGUCCGUUUUCCGCUUUGUGAAGAACGAGACCGACUGCCAAUCUUGGAUACAGGCCCGUGCCAACGAGAAGCCCGUCCUGCUGGCCGCCUCUACCAAUAAUACAGCCCCUGGGCUCACUUACUCCUUGGCCGGCCCUCUGCUGGGCGCCACAAUUCUCUUGAUGCGUCCCUGAAAAGCAAAACUCUUUUGAAUUCGGUUUUGCGAUAACGAACGCCUGUAUAUUAAUACUUUUUUUUUUUGUGAGUAGACUGGGUACUGGGUAUCAGUACCAUAUAAUUUAAUGUCUCCUAAGGAAUUGCUUAUAAUAAACGAGAUUGCGAUGAACGCAACACCCGAA